Guillardia theta CCMP2712 is the source of this 294-nucleotide messenger RNA. RefSeq lists its product as hypothetical. NCBI's taxonomy places the organism in Eukaryota, Cryptophyceae, Pyrenomonadales, Geminigeraceae. The annotation marks the transcript as partial. Gene Ontology annotation, cellular component: kinesin complex; microtubule. Gene Ontology annotation, biological process: microtubule-based movement. Gene Ontology annotation, molecular function: ATP binding; microtubule motor activity; ATP hydrolysis activity. The transcript has a single exon. The record is from RefSeq and is a predicted model, not a curated record.
GGCAAGCUGAACUUCGUGGAUCUGGCAGGGAACGAGGACGGGAAGAAGGGAGGGAGCCAGUCGAAGAACCUGGACACCAACUGCAUCAGCCACUCCCUCCAGUCUCUCGGGUCCGUCCUCCACGCUCUCAACUCGCACGCAGCACAGAUCCCCUACAAGGAGACCAAGAUCACUCAGCUGCUGCAGGACUCGAUGAACCCUUCGUCCUCGGUGAUGGUGAUGACGUGUAUAGCGCCCCACCCCAAGUUCUACCAGGACACGCACAACUCCCUCUGCUACGCCAACAAGGCUCGC